CUGUGGUUCUGUAGUUCCAAUAGUCAUUCUCCUGAUCCAAACAUUACUGGGGUUUGCAUUUUUUGAAAAAAUGACCCAAAUGGAUGCCGAACGCGAGAAAGCUCUUCAAGAGUACCGAAAAAAACUUUUGGAGCACAAAGAAGUCGAAUCGCGGUUAAAAGAAAUGCGCGAACAGCUGAAAGAUCUAACUAAGCAAUACGACAAGUCUGAAAACGACCUGAAAGCUUUGCAGAGUAUGGGUCAGAUUGUCGGCGAAGUUUUAAAGCAACUGACUGAAGAAAAAUUUAUCGUCAAAGCCACGAACGGCCCGCGAUACGUCGUGGGUUGCCGGCGGCAAUUGGACAAGUCUAAACUGCGAGCCGGCACUAGAGUUGCACUGGACAUGACCACUUUAACCAUAAUGAGGUAUUUGCCAAGAGAGGUUGACCCUCUGGUUUACAACAUGAGCCACGAAGACCCGGGCGAUGUCACAUAUGCAGCCAUCGGCGGUUUGUCUGAACAGAUUCGAGAGCUAAGAGAAGUUAUCGAAUUACCGCUACUUAACCCGGAGUUAUUUAUGAGGGUUGGAAUAACACCCCCUAAAGGUUGUUUAUUAUAUGGUCCUCCUGGAACUGGGAAAACUUUGCUGGCUAGGGCAGUGGCUUCUCAGUUGGAUGCCAAUUUUUUAAAAGUUGUUUCGAGUGCAAUUGUGGACAAAUAUAUUGGCGAAUCUGCACGGUUGAUCAGAGAAAUGUUCAAUUAUGCCAAGGACCACCAACCUUGCAUCAUCUUCAUGGAUGAAAUUGAUGCCAUAGGUGGCCGAAGGUUUUCGGAAGGCACGUCGGCCGAUCGAGAAAUCCAGCGUACUUUGAUGGAACUCCUGAACCAGAUGGACGGGUUCGAUUCUCUCGGCCAAGUAAAAAUGAUAAUGGCCACCAACAGACCCGAUACUUUGGAUCCCGCUUUGCUUCGUCCCGGACGCUUGGAUCGCAAAAUCGAAAUACCAUUGCCAAAUGAGCAGGCCCGCCUGGAAAUCCUCAAAAUUCAUGCUGCCCCCAUCGCCAAGCACGGAGAAAUCGAUUACGAAGCCAUAGUAAAAUUGUCUGAUAAUUUCAAUGGCGCUGAUCUCAGGAACGUAUGCACGGAGGCUGGGCUCUUUGCGAUUCGAUCCGAGAGGGAGUAUGUAAUACAGGAAGACUUCAUGAAGGCGGUGAGGAAAGUCGCCGACAAUAAAAAACUAGAGAGUAAAUUAGAUUAUAAGCCUGUGUAAUUGUAAUUAAUGGAUGUUUUCAAUAAACCACAAACACUUUAAGGAAGUUUAUUUCA
Cylas formicarius (sweet potato weevil) is the source of this 1305-nucleotide messenger RNA. It is a transcript of the gene Rpt4, whose product is annotated as 26S proteasome regulatory subunit 10B. NCBI's taxonomy places the organism in Eukaryota, Metazoa, Arthropoda, Insecta, Coleoptera, Brentidae. The coding region runs from base 71 to 1249 and encodes 392 amino acids. Gene Ontology annotation, cellular component: cytosolic proteasome complex; proteasome regulatory particle, base subcomplex. Gene Ontology annotation, molecular function: ATP binding; ATP hydrolysis activity; proteasome-activating activity. The transcript has 6 exons. Gene Ontology annotation, biological process: positive regulation of RNA polymerase II transcription preinitiation complex assembly. The record is from RefSeq and is a predicted model, not a curated record.